Eurytemora carolleeae is the source of this 3194-nucleotide messenger RNA. It is a transcript of the gene Eph, whose product is annotated as ephrin type-B receptor 1-B. The transcript is spliced from 32 exons. The coding region runs from base 148 to 3156 and encodes 1002 amino acids. Lineage: Eukaryota; Metazoa; Arthropoda; Copepoda; Calanoida; Temoridae. Gene Ontology annotation, cellular component: plasma membrane; neuron projection. The record is from RefSeq and is a predicted model, not a curated record. Gene Ontology annotation, molecular function: ATP binding; transmembrane-ephrin receptor activity; protein binding. Gene Ontology annotation, biological process: protein phosphorylation; axon guidance; cell surface receptor protein tyrosine kinase signaling pathway.
UGGUUUUUGGGCAACGGAUUGAAAUGUGUUCCACACAGCAAAUUGUAUUAUUAUUUCAGAUAUUAAUGAUUUGUAAGAUGUAGGAAACAUAUCUAUUGUGGCGGACAAUACAUUUAUUUUAAACUUGAAAUGUAUUUGUGAAAUAUAAUGCGAAGUAUUAUUUUACUUCUGUUCCCUUUGGGAGCCAUUGGCAGAGAACAUGUUCUUCUCGACUCUACAAAGGAGCAGAUGUUAGAUUGGACCAAAUAUCCUCACGGACCUAAAGCUCCAACUCCAGGCUGGGUGGAGGAGAGUUUUACAAACUUCGAUAAGGGAAUAAACUGGAGAUCGUAUGUUGUGUGUGACGUGAGCUACCCUGAUGUAAACAACUGGUUGUGGACUCCCUUUAUAGAACGAGGGAUGGCAAACAGGAUCUAUAUUGAUAUUAAGUUUUCUAUCCGGGCUUGUGAUCUGUUCCCGGGGAGAGCAGUCCAGUGUAAAGAAACAUUUUCCUUACUUUUCUACGAGUUCGAUGCAGCUACCAGGGAACCCCCACCAUGGGAACCUGAAUCUUAUAAACUUAUUGACAGGAUUGCUGCAGACGAAGGUCGGUUUAAAAACAACAACGAGGUCAUCAUCAACACAGAGACACGAUCUGUUGAGGUAAGACAGAAAAAAAAUUUCUUUUUACAGAAAAAAGCGGGCCUCCUCCUCGAAAGAAUUAUUUUCAAGGUUUACUACAUCAGCUGUCCGGAAAUCAUCAACAGCUUUGCAGUUUUUCCUGAAACACCCACCGGAAAAUCUGAGUCUAGUACUGAGAAUAUCCGGGGUGUAUGUGUACCUAAUGCUGAUCCUGGAGAUGUAGCUCCCUAUAGUUACUGUAAGAGUGAUGGAACCUGGCUCUCAAGCCAAGGAGGGUGUCAAUGUAUUGCUGGACAUGAACCCUACAGGAGUGGGGUACAGGUUCAGGAGUGUAGACAAUGUGAUGUGGGGAGAUAUAAAUCAACAGCUGGAGAAUCUGUGUGUGACAUCUGUCCUCCACAUAGUACUGCUGUACAUAGUGGUUCUCUCUACUGCAGUUGUAACCAGGGUUUCUACAGAUCUAGUUCUGAUUCUACCUCAGCUCCUUGCACCUCCCCUCCCUCACCCCCUCGCAACCUCACACUCGCCCUCAUGGACACCACCAGCCUCACCCUCGCCUGGCAGCCUCCCAGGGACCAGGGGGGUAGACAGGAUACUGUUUAUAGGGUUGAGUGUAAAAAUUGUGGACCUGGAGUUUCCUUCAGUCCUGCAAGUGAAACUAUUUCCAGUACAUAUCUCAGGAUCCAGGGACUGAGUUCCAUGACAAGCUACAAGUUCAAGAUCUUUAGUGAAAACGGAGUUUCAAAGGUUGCACGUGACAGCCCAAAGUUCGCUGAAAUCACUGUCAACACUGAGAGUUCAGAUCCAAGAACGGUUCCUGCCCUGUUCAUCAAGAACGUGAGGUCGUCUUCUAUUCAUCUUGGUUGGAGACCACCUCACGACCAGUAUAUUGAGAUUCAGAUGUACGAGGUUCGAUACUUCGUCCGCGGUUUGGAUACUGAAAAUGUGACUCUAACUACGCGUAAUGAAGAGAUAGAAAUAUCUAACUUGGAGGAGAAAACUGAAUACGGAUUCCAGGUUCGAGCGAAGACAAGUCAGAAAUGGGGAGAAUUCACACCUGCAGUUUACCAGAUGACGGGAGCAAGUGAUCCUGAGUCAUUCCCUGUUCCCGAAGGAACUGGAACCCCUGCUAUUGUUGGAGCUGUAGUUGCAGGAUUGAUUCUGCUGACGAUGGUGACGAUCAUGGUGACAAUCUAUCUCAGGAAAGGGUCAGACGACUGGGUCAAGAAACAGGUGGGGGAUAAUGAUACUCUUGAGUUCCGUGGUGUAUCUCCGCAUUACUCCGUUGACGGCGGACAUGGUAUUGUGCACACUCACACUGCCGGAACUCUACCCCUCUUCAAUACAUUUGCAACUCAUAAAACCUACAUAGAUCCCCAUACAUACGAGGAUCCACACCAGGCUGUCCGUCAGUUUGCUAAGGAGUUAGAUCCACGAUACAUCACUAUAGAGGCGAUAAUUGGAGGAGGAGAGUUUGGAGAUGUUUGCAGAGGUCGUCUUCAGCAAGGAGAGAGGCAGGAUAUGCUUGUUGCAAUAAAGACCCUGAAGCCUGGAUCGAGUGAGAAGGCAAGAUCUGAUUUCCUAACAGAAGCCAGUAUCAUGGGACAGUUCGAACAUCCUAAUGUCAUAUUUUUACAGGGAGUAGUAACUAAAGCAACCCCAGUAAUGAUUAUCACUGAGUAUAUGGAGAACGGUUCCCUGGAUACUUUCCUUCGAGCUAACGAUGGGAAAUUUCAAGUUAUGCAAUUGGUCGGUAUGAUGCGGGGAAUAGCGUACGGUAUGCAGUACCUGGCUGAAAUGAGUUAUGUACAUAGAGACCUAGCAGCUAGAAACGUAUUGGUUAACUCUCAACUCGUCUGUAAAAUUGCGGACUUCGGCCUAAGCAGAGAAAUAUCUGAAUCGGCCAUAGACGGAGCCUACACUACUCGUGGAGGAAAGAUACCAGUCAGAUGGACUGCUCCUGAAGCAAUAGCAUUUAGAAAAUUUACCUCCUCGUCGGAUGCCUGGUCGUUUGGUAUCGUAAUGUGGGAGGUAAUGAGCUACGGAGAGAGACCUUACUGGGACUGGACUAACCAGGAGGUUAUCAAACAGAUAGAGAAGGGGUUCAGAUUACCUGCCCCCAUGGACUGCCCUGAAGCACUCCAUCAGCUAAUGCUGGAUUGUUGGCAACGAGAACGAGCGCACAGACCUAGUUUUGGAAAUAUUGUCAAAACAUUAGAUAAACUGAUCUGCUGUCCAGAAACAUUAAGGAAGAUUGCUAGUAAUCAGUCCUGUAAUCCAUUUGCUCCUGAUGCCCCUGAUUUGACUCAAUUCAACUCUGUUGAUGAAUGGUUGGCCAACAUUAAAAUGUCAAGAUACAGUGAUAACUUCGCCGCUGCCGGAAUAGUCAACAUUGACCAGGUUGCGAGACUAGGGUUGACCCAGCUGGUUGACCUGGGGGUCACACUGGUCGGACACCAGAAGAAGAUUAUUAACUCUAUACAGGCAAUUCGAACCCAGCUGUCAGUAAAUCUUAGCGAAGGAUUCCUAGUUUAGAAGAUUUUAUCAUAGAAUAUAAUUAUGUUUGCGGAGUU